Messenger RNA from Tigriopus californicus, 1107 nucleotides. It is a transcript of the gene amx, whose product is annotated as TM2 domain-containing protein 3-like. Bases 136 to 855 code for a protein of 239 amino acids. The record is from RefSeq and is a predicted model, not a curated record. The transcript is spliced from 2 exons. Lineage: Eukaryota; Metazoa; Arthropoda; Copepoda; Harpacticoida; Harpacticidae.
GGAUUGCUCGGCACCUUCUGGAAGCUAGCCCGCAUCGGCGAACGCCUCUCGCCCUUUGUGGCGCUCGGCUGUGUGGCCAUGGCCGUUCACACGCUGUUCCUCAGCGCCUAAACCUCAUAUUUCCGGCCGGUCGGGAUGCGGGGCCUGACCUGGGCUGUCAUUUGGGCCUUGAUAGGCGGGGGAUGUGGGGCCGCGGCUCAAAAUGAGACGCCGGAGCCCGAAUUGGCCGUGCCUUUAAGCCACGACGAGGGUGGUCUGGCCCCCGAUGCUGGCGUGGCGUCGGGGAUGGUGCCAUGUUCGCCCGAUCUGCCCGAUCCUCAUGGGACGUGUCCAUCUAACGCCGCUUGUGACCAAUUGGAUUGGGCGUGUUUCACGUGUUGGUGUCCAUUGGAUUGUACUUAUGGUCGCCCGAGUAAUGGCACGUGUCGGGUCCGACCCGAGAUUCCGUGUUUGGGCUCGCCCAUCCUGAAUCGAACAUUUACGUGUCAAUAUUGCUUUCAAAGUCCGGCUCGGGAUCACGUGUGCGAACCUCAUUAUGAUUGCCAUUCCGUGGCGGCCCCGCCCCAACGGGUGGUCGUCAAUUGUAGCGCUCCGGCGGAUUUGCUCUGUUUAGGCCGACGGAACUUUUUGAAGCGGGUGCGGUGUAAUUGGACCGGUGGGUACAAAUGGUCCACGGCCAUGGUUUUGAGUAUCACCCUGGGUGGAUUCGGGGCCGAUCGGUUCUAUUUGGGUCAUUGGCAGGAAGGCAUCGGCAAACUCUUCAGUUUCGGCGGUUUGGGUGUUUGGACCUUGGUGGACGUGGUCAUGAUCGCCAUUCGCUACGUUGGCCCGGCGGAUGGCUCGUUGUAUAUUUAGACAGUCCGGCUCAUUUCCAUGGAACAACUACCUUUGUCUUCUUUUUAUUACCGCUAUUAUUACUAACACCAAUGUUGUUGAUAAUGUUCCGGUUAUUCUUCUGGUUGGUCAGUGCUGUGGGCUUUUUAGAGUCUGUGAUAGUAUUGUACAGACUCCGUCGGGAAGACCGCCGUUCUACAAAGAAACGAAAGGAACGCUGCAUUGUGAUACUGCAAAUGACUUGCACUCGAAAAUAAAUGAACUCAACCCAAA